This is a messenger RNA of Linum trigynum, 3683 nucleotides long. Lineage: Eukaryota; Viridiplantae; Streptophyta; Magnoliopsida; Malpighiales; Linaceae. The record is from the annotation of a GenBank genome assembly.
AUGUCCAAAUGUUGGGCUGGCCAAACGUGGCCCUUGAUGGAUUUUUUUUAUUUGUAAGAUUGAUGAGCUCACAAAAAUAACAUGCACCUGAUUCUCUCUCCUUCAUUUCAAUGGACUCCUCAUCUCUCCUCCUUUCCACCUACCCAUCUUCUCUCCUCCAUACGAAAAUCCAAUCUGCCAUACCUUCUUUCCUCCUUCAGGCAGCUCCCUCUUCUCUCCUCCAUUCCAAUCGAAGAAAUAACAACGGCAGUGGCACACAUGCGAACAACGACAGAUUUCCCCUCUCUUAUGAGGCACCAUUGAUUGCUGGAUUAGGUGAGUCAACAACCCGAUUUCCCAUCUCCCUUACCCCCUGAACCCGUUGAAUGGCACGCCGGUGGGAGAUGGCGGCGAUGCCAGAUUUCAUAUCUCUCCCAGAGGGCACCAUUGAUUGUUGGAUUAUGUGAACCAGCAACUCUCUCUCCUUCUUCACCUUUUCCCCUGCCCUUUUUGUUUCUGUUUCCAUUCUUAUCCGCUGUAAUCCAGUUAUAAUUAGGAAUUUUAUUUAUAGCUUUUCAAAGCUAUUCAUCCCAACAAUUUUGCCUUCCCUCUAGCUCAUCAAACACCACACCUUUCCUCCUCCUUCCAUAUCAUCCGCCUCUGUUUAACAAACCCUCCACCAACGUAGCCUCCUCCUUCCCCAACCCUGGGAUUGAUGAGGACUCAUGUUACUCAUAUCCAUUGUUGGCCAGAUAUAGCUCUCUGCAAAAUCGAAGGCGCCAUAGAGGAGUUGGGCCCCAUUACAGAAGUCAACUGUCGAGGGUUAGAGGAGGGGAAGGCAGAGCUCUCCAUGGACACUAAGCAUUAGUAAUCUUCUUAGAAGUAUUCAUGCUUUUAUCCUAGAUCCAUCUCAAGCUGCAAUUGAUUACCGUGAAACAAACUUAGUACAAUUGACUGGUAAUCUUACUUCUCCUUUAAAUGAUUUCUUCUAUAGAUGGGUUGUUAAUUUCCAAUGGGAUGUUAAUUAGAUAAUAAAUACUGCUGCUCUAUUAUGGGUUGGUAAUUUCGAUGGGAUUCUUAUUCUUUUCAUCAUUCCUUUUAAUUCCUUUGGUUCGCAUAAUCACUGCCUGUGCAAAGAAUUAGAGAUAUUUAAGUUUGACCUUCUCCAUGAAUUAGGAAUUGCUUGUGUUUUCCUGCUAUCCCCCCUGUUUAUUGGGUCAAUACGUGUGGCGUUAGCAUCUUAUAAUUGUAUGGUUUGUUGUUGCCUUUCCUAUUUGCCAACUCUUCCAUAUCCAGGGCAUUGGUUCCUUUCUUCAAAAUGGCCUAAAAAUCUUUUUUCUCAUAAUCAACAUCCUUGCAUCUCAGUUCAAGAUUUUGGAUAAGCCUUUCCAUGAUUUGUAGUUCAGCUAGGCCAUAGGACAUUCAUUAUAUUCUCAAGACUGUUAUGAAUUGAAUGAAUGGCAAAGAGAGUUGCAGACUGCAUAGUUGAUAUAUCAAAAGAAAUAGAUAUUCUGUAAGUCAUCUGAUGAUCACAAACUUAUGGUUAGUAUAUAUGAAGGGAAUCUAUUUCUUUUGUUCCCCAUUUCUCAAUCGUUUGCAUUAGUUUUGACAUGGUACUACUGCAGUGAUUUCUUGCUCUUUCGUAAUGGUCUCUCAGUUGGUUCAUGUUAGCUAUUAGGAUACUGUAUACCAAGUCAAGAAUAUAUGGUUCUUUAUAUGUGGACUUUGGUUUGUGAUAAUGGCUCAAGGUUGAAGUAAUAGGCAAGUCUUUUGUUGUUUUCCUUGGCUCAAAGUUUAACUCUUUUUCAUUAGGUGUCUUAUAUAUAUGCUUUUUAUAGGAUAAAUUACACGUUUGGUCACUCAAAUUAUACAAAUCUUUCACGUUUGCCACCCGAAUUACUUUUCUUUCUUAUUCGCCACUAACUUUAAGAAUCGUUUCACGAUUGGUCACCGGCCGUUACACUCCGUUAAAUUUGUCCUAUGUGGCAGUCAACUAUAAAGUUUGACCGUUAACUAGAUGACGUGAAAAUUAAAAAAAUAAAAAAUAAAUAAAUUUUCUUUCCACCUCAUCAUUGCACUUAUUUUUUCCAUUGAUUUGUACAUCACCUUCCCACUUCCUGCCCCCAAGAGCUCCCUAUAUCUAUCCCAUCCGUCUCCUCCAUUCACCUCCAACGCUUCACAGCUCAUUUCCCUUCUUUUCUUUCCCUCUUUCCCCACGAAACCCUAGAUUCAGAAACUUCUCUCUGAAAUCGAAACUUCGCAAGCAUACUUGAUCAAAACCCACAAAUCAAGCUAACACAAUCGAAGAUCGAACAAAAAAUAACUGCCAGAAUCUCCCCAUCGAUAUGACGAGUUGCGGAUUGACGAUGCCAGGAACUGACGCCGCUCUCUUCGGCGCCUCACCUUCCUCCACUAGAUUACCCGACCCGGUUCUCCGGGUCAGGCCUUCUCUGGGUCGCCCGUCAAUGGUGUCCUUCAGGACCAGAGUUCAGAGCCACCACCAUGAACGGAACCGCCUGUACGGCUGCGGCGGAAAUGAGCUUCUACGAUCUGCUGGGGAUACCAGAGUCAGUGAGCCUGAGAGAUAUUAAGAUGGGGUACAAGCAGCUGGCGAGAAAGUACCACCCGGACGUCUCGCUGCCCGAUCGGGUCGAGGAGUACACCCAGAGGUUCAUUCGGGUCCAGGAGGCUUACGAGACGCUGUCGGAUCCCCGGCAGAGGGCUCUCUACGAUCGCGAUAUGGCCAGAGGGCUUCACCUCGCCUUCUCCGCUAGGAGACGUUCUUCACACCAUGACGACGAGAUAAUUUUGUCUUCCAUUCUUUCUCCCCCCGUCUCCUGUUUUUCCAUCUCUGGUUUUGGGGAAUUUUGGGGUGAUUGGGAAUUGGGUGAACAUACUUCAUUUCUCUGUCAAGUCUCUUCGUUUGGUACCGAAUUUGGAAGUUUUAGAAUUCGUCUGUUAUUAAUUUACUUUUGGUACCAAUUCCCCUGUUCUGUCUACUCUUUCAACAGAAGGUCUAAAGACCUAUGCUUUUAGAUACCCUUUUGCUUAUUCUUGUUGAAUGUCCACAAAUUUCAAAGGAAUUUCGGCUGCUCCGAUUUGGGUUUUUGAUAUUCUGCAGGAAAUUGGUGAAAGAGGAGACUGGAGAAAUCAGUGACAGUCACUGGGAGAGCUUCGGGAGCCACUUGGAAGCGUAUGGAGCCGAUGAGGUCGGGUCGGACGCCUUUGGACUUGAUGUCGGAGAUAGUCUGGUGAUUGAACGAUGGAGUGGAUGGUGACGGUGAGGAUGAUGAGCAUUUGGAUUUGCCCAUUUUUAUAAUUUAUUAACUUUUAUUAAAUUAUUAAUAUGAUAAAUUAUAUAGACAAAAUAAGUGCAAUGAUGAGGUGGAAAGAAUUAUUUUUUUAAUUUUUUUUAAUUUCCACGUCAUCUAGUUAACGGUCAAACUUUAUAGUUGACUGCCACAUAGGACAAACUUAGCGGAGUGUAACGGCCGGUGACCAACCGUGAAACGAUUCGUAAAGUUAGUGGCAAGUAAGAAAGAAAAGUAAUUCGGGUGGCAAACAUGAAAGAUUUGUAUAAUUUGAGUGACCAAACGUGUAAUUUAGCCCUUUUUAUAUGUGGUUGUCUUUUGUUGUUGCUCCAUUUACUGUGUAUUACUUCAUGCAGUCUUGCUGAAUGUGACUUAUAAAAAAAAGAAUCGCGG